AUGGCGCUCCUCCUCGAUGUUCCAACCGAAAUCAUCCAACAGAUCGUCAGCUUACUCCCCAGGGCUGAUCUCGCACGUCUAUGCCUCACCAGUCAUUCCAUUCGUUACCAUGCCGAGCCUCGUCUUUAUUCCACCAUCAAGUUCGCAUGGUCCAAUCAUACGAAGCCGCGAAUCAUUUUCCUUCUUCGGACUCUUCUCUCCAGACCAGAGCUCUUUGCCCUUGUGGAUACCGUUUGCUUGAUGGGAUAUGCCUUUCGGCAUAGAGCUGCCCGAGGUGAACGCGUUCCCGUGGGACAAGACUGGUUGCGGCUAGAGAUUCCAAGCAAUCUUUCCCUUUCUCGAUUCAUUUCUGCCAUUAAGAAAACCAAAGCACCCUACACCGAUGUCUGGGUGGAGAAGCUGGAGGCCGGUCACGUGGACGCAUUCGCUGGACUCCUCAUCGCCUACCUCUCCAAUACGAGGAGUCUUACGGUUACAACCAAUUUCGUCGAGGACUUUACGCUUGUUGGUAAAGUCCUCCAAUCCAAGGCUCUCCAACUCGAGCCCCUUCAUUCCCAUUCUCAGGCUCUCCAACAGGAGGCCUUCCCCGAUCAGAUCCCCAAGUUUACGCAGCUACAGCGGCUAGCCUAUGUUAGACGUCUUGAUCCAGAUCAGCAAGAUCACAAUGGUCAAUUUAAGGAAGCUGUCUCUGCCCUCUAUCUACCAAAUCUUGUAGAUGUCAAACUUUGGCUCGCAAACCCUUCGAAGUUUCAAUGGCUAGAGGGAGAGCCAAACCUCGAUCACCUAACCUCACUGGAUAUUGAAUGGCUUGACCCUGGACUUCUACCUAGGAUACUCUCCUUGACGCGUAAUCUUCGAUCACUCACCUACUCUUGGGAUUAUAUUGACGCUGUUCAUAGCGACGACUGGAAGGUCCCAAAUCUAGACCUAGAUGAGAUAAUGACCGCUAUUUCUCCCACCAAACGUACGUUAGAGAAACUACAUAUCCAGUUCCGAGUUGGUUUCGGUCUAAAGCAUACAUGGCCACAAAUGAAUGUCUCCGGGUCUUUCAAUAAUCUAGUCAAAUUCGAUCGGAUCAAGGAGCUACAUGUUCCCUUUGCAGCCUUGUCUGGUUUUGGGCCCGAUUAUACCCCCCUGGAUCGUGGUAUCCCUCCUUCAGUCGAGACCCUUUAUCUAACGCACGGCAUGAUGGAAGACGAGGCAUUCAUAUGGAAUCGGGCCAGGCCUGAUAUGACGGGUUGGGGAAAAGAUACAAAGGCUUGGGCGAAAGGAAUACGCCAAUGGGUACCAGAGCACACUUUUCAGAGCCUGAUAUUUUUGCUGGCUGAGAGCUGCCCCACGAAGUUUCCGCGACUGCGACAAAUAGGCUGGUUUAUUCGCGUAGUGGAGGAUGAUUAUUCUCAUUUUCUGCUCGAGGUCGAGAGGCUCUCUCCUCUUCUUGGUGUGGAUAUCAAGUUGAUGGGUAAUGAAGUGAAUCCGUAUCACCGAAAUGAUUGA
Molecule: messenger RNA, 1497 nt
Organism: Clonostachys solani
Lineage: Eukaryota; Fungi; Ascomycota; Sordariomycetes; Hypocreales; Bionectriaceae
Source: the annotation of a GenBank genome assembly